Paralichthys olivaceus (Japanese flounder) is the source of this 2811-nucleotide messenger RNA. The record is from RefSeq and is a predicted model, not a curated record. Lineage: Eukaryota; Metazoa; Chordata; Actinopteri; Pleuronectiformes; Paralichthyidae.
UCCACAGGAGGGCGCUGUGAUAAAGAUCCAGUCGUUCUUCAGAGCGAGCAGAGCCAGAGAUCAGUACAGGAUGUUGGUGCACUCGGACACGCCCCCUCUGUCUGUGGUCAGGAAGUUUGUUCACCUGCUCGACCUCGGUGACGGUGACAUCAGAGAGGAGGCGGAGCUUCUGCGUCUGAGGGAGGAGGUGGUGAGGAGCAUCCGCUUCAACCGGCAGCUGGAGGCGGACCUGGACCUGAUGGACCUGAAGAUUGGCCUGCUGGUCCGGAACCGAGCCACACUGCAGGAAGUGGUGUCUCACUGUAAGAAGCUGACCAGGAAGAAUAAGGAGCAGCUGUCGGACAUGAUGGACGUAGAGAGAAGUAAAGGACUGAAGGCUCUGAGCCGAGAGAGGAGAGAGAGACUGGAGGCCUAUCAACACCUGUUCUACCUGCUGCAGACGCAGCCUCUCUACCUGGCUCAGCUGAUCUUCUUGAUGCCUCACACUCGCUCCACCUCCUUCAUGGAGAUGUUGGUGUUUAGUUUGUUUAAUUACGGCUCCGACCACCGGGAGGCGUACCUGCUGCUGCAGCUCUUCACUGAGGCGCUGCGCUACGAGAUCAGACUGAAGGUGGAUCAGCCUCAGGAUGUGGUCACAGGAAAUCCCACCGUCAUCAAGAUGCUGGUGAACUUUUACCGUCGCGCUCAUGGUCAGAACGUCCUGCGUGAGGCGCUGUGUCCUGCUCUGCAGGACGUCCUGCAGGACCGGUCUCUGAGCAUCAGGACUGACCCGGUGGACGUCUACAAGACCUGGAUCAACCAGACCGAGAGCCAGACCGGACAUAAGAGCACUCUACCUUAUGAUGUUUCACCUGAGGACGCUCUGUCUCACCCUGAAGUUCAGAGAAGAAUCGACGUCUCCAUCAUCAACCUGAAGAACCUUACAGACCGAGUACUCAACGCCAUCACAUGCAACCUGCACAAGCUGCCGUAUGGUUUACGUUAUACAGCAAAGGUUCUCAGAGACGCUCUGAAGACAAAGUUUCCUGACGCCAGCGACGAUGAGCUCUACAAGAUCGUAGGUAACCUGGUCUACUAUCGCUACAUGAACCCGGCCAUUGUGGCUCCGGACGGGUUCGAUGUGGUGGACCGGUCGGCCGGCUCGUCCCUACAACCGGAGCAGCGACAUGUCCUGGGCUCCAUUGCUCGCAUGCUGCAACACGGCGCUGCCAACAAACGCUUCCACGGAGACGGAUACCACGUCAGAGCUCUGAACCAGUACAUCAGCCAGACUCAUAACAGGUUCAGGAAGUUCCUAUUGAGUGUGUGUGACGUUCCUGAACCUGAGGAGCGAUUCAGCGUGGAUGAGUUCUCCGAGCUGCUCGUCGUCAGCAGACCCGUCAUCUACAUCUCUGUCAGCGAGCUGCUCAACACACACAAGCUGUUGUUGGAGCAUCAGGACGUUUUGUGUGCGGACUCCUCUGAUCCGCUCAGACUGCUGCUGCGAGACCUGGGACCAGUGCCCCCCCUGCAGGAACUCAUUGGAGAGUCUUCAUUAUCUUCAUCAGACCCAGAGUCGGCUCUGACUCACAGCUGUAAGACCGAAGUUUCUCUGACUCUCACCAACAAGUUCGACAUCUUCAACGACUCUGAUGACAAACCAGAUGCCAGAGGUCUGCUGCUCAGCACAAAGCAGCUGAUCAUCGACGUCAUCAGGACUCAACCAGGUGACACUUUGAGUUACAUCCUGAGAACAUCCCCAUCACAUGACCAGGAAGUCUGCCAUGAUUGGCUGAUGCAGCGACGAGCACGACAAGAUGCGCGAACCCCUGAAAAGAUGAAGAGAAACCAGUCGUUGGUCGCUAACGGCAACCUUAGUCUGGAGGAGAAGAAGAGGAAGAUUCUGAGGAGUCUUCGUCGUCUAGAGGGACUCGGCGUCCUGACAUCACCUCAGACUGAAAAUCAAAUCUUACAGAUGAUUGCCAAGGACAUUCGUCAGCAGCGUCUGCACCGUCAGCGUCGGGGGGCGGAGCUACUAAAGCUCCGUCAGACUCUGAGCAGUCUGCAGGUGAAGAGCAGCUUCCACACUGAACAGGUUGAUUACUACAGACAUUACAUCACUUCCUGUCUGGACAAUCUGACUGCCAGUAAAUCCAACAAAAAGAAGACCGCAGAGAGCACAGGGAAGAAGAAGCCUCCUGUGCUGAGUUACAGCGCCACCCGGCUGCAGGAGAAGGGAGUUCUGCUGGAGAUCGAAGACCUGCCUCCGACACAGUUUAAAAACGUGGUGUUUGACAUCGUUCCUGGACCAGAGAGAGGAAGCUUCAGAGUCAAAACUCGAUUCCUCGGAGUUGAGAUGGAAGAAUUUCUGCUCAAAUACCAGGAUCUGCUGCAGCUGCAGUAUGAGGGCGUGGCCGUGAUGAAGAUGUUUGAUAAGGCGAAGAUAAAUGUCAACUUGCUCAUUUUCCUGCUCAACAAGAAGUUCUUCAAAAAAUGAACCCAGUGAUGCUCAUACUUUACACUCCUAUCUCUGUUGCUACAUCUCAUUACACUAUGUUUAUAUGCCACUGUGUCCUACAGAGUGACACAUCUUUAACUCCUAUCUCUGUUUAUAUUCAAUCAAAUAAGCUUUAUGAUGUUUUGUGAACGUGAGACCAAUUCAAAUGCCUAAUAAUCAACCUUUCAUUAUACAGUGAAGAAUCUGUCCCAUCUUUGUAAUGAUAUGUCACUAUGGAAUCUUUCUGUUCAACAAAGUGAGAUUUCUUCUUCCUUCAGUUCUGUCUGCACCAACCUGAACUGUAGUCCUCUAAUUAAAAGAGUGUCUGGUGAAAA